Brassicogethes aeneus is the source of this 2277-nucleotide messenger RNA. The record is from the annotation of a GenBank genome assembly. Lineage: Eukaryota; Metazoa; Arthropoda; Insecta; Coleoptera; Nitidulidae.
AGAUUUCAAAUGCAUCCCUUUCUUCUUGUGAGCAAGAUCUACCUAUGGGAGAAAUGUUCAGCAUACCAGUGCGGAAUUCCACAAAGGUGCCUCUUUUAAUUGGCAGUGUGAUGGUUGAUAAGUAUUGUAAUACAAAGUUGAUGAAUUGUUGUAUUUUUUCUUCUCCCAUGUGUUUUUGUAUGUUUAGUGUAUCUUGCAGCACUCCUUUUUUAUAGUGAACUAAGCCAUUUUCACUAAAAACGUAAUCGAAUUUGUGUACUACGUCGUCUCCAUUCAUUUGUUCAGCGAUUUUCUUAAAAUCUGAACCACCAACAAGGCCCAGACUACAAUUGAGUUUCACAACAUUUUGCAAAAAAUUAUCCAAUUCCUUUACAAUAAUUUUCCUGGGUGCAGUUAACGUACCAUCAACAUCAAAAAGGCACAAAAUCUUCUUGGACAUUUUCAAAUUUCGCUCCCAAAACAAGUGAAAGUACAACAAAAUGAAGAAAGCUGACGUGUUUUUGUUUGCUUUGCUCUUUUUGCAGCUCAAUAAAAUCGAAACUAAGAAAACACGAAAUGCAGUACUAAUCCUAGCGGACGAUGGGGGGUUUGAAAUGGGAGUUUACCGAAAUAAAAUAUGCCAAACGCCUAAUUUGGAUAAAUUGGCUUUAAGAAGUUUGAUUUUUAAUAAGGCUUUUACGUCUGUGAGCAGUUGUUCGCCAAGCCGUUCUGCACUGCUCACUGGCACGCCUUCACAUCAAAAUGGAAUGUACGGUUUACACAACGGGGAACACCAUUUUAACUCGUUUAAUACCGUAAAAUCUCUUCCGAAUAUUUUACGCAAAAACAACAUAAAUACCGGUAUAAUCGGAAAAAAGCAUGUCGGUCCCAAGGAUACAUAUUUAUUUGAUUACGAACAAACUGAGGAAAACAAUUCUAUACUACAAGUCGGCAGAAACAUAACGAAAAUUAAAGAAUUAACCAGGGAAUUCCUAAACAACACAAAUGGGCCGUUCUUUUUAUAUAUCGCCUUUCACGACCCGCAUCGAUGCGGUCAUACAAAUCCAGAGUUCGGCGAGUUCUGUCAACAUUUCGGUAACGGUGACGUGGGCAUGGGUAAAAUACCGGACUGGCAACCCAUGUACUACCAAUUUGACGAAAUUGAACUCCCCUAUUUCAUACCCAACACAGAGGAAGCGCGAAGAGAUGUUGCUGCGCAGUACACAACCAUUUCUAGACUAGAUCAGGGUGUGGGUUUGAUAAUUGAGGAAUUAAAAAAAGCGGGGCAUUUAGAUGAUACUUUGAUUAUGUACACGUCGGAUAAUGGUAUACCGUUUCCAAACGGUAGGACCAACUUGUACGAUUCUGGUAUUGCUGAACCAAUGUUCAUUUCCUCACCUGAACAUAAGGAGAGAAGAAACGAAUUAACGAAUUCUUUGGCAAGUCUUUUAGAUGUUGUACCUACACUAUUGGAGUGGUUUGGUAUAAAAAAUGACCAUCUUACAGGGAGAAGUUUGCUACCUUUGCUUGUACAGGAGCCUUUAAAUAAGACAAAUGAAGCCAUAUUUGCUAGCCAUAGCCUACAUGAAGUUACAAUGUAUUACCCAAUGAGAAUGAUAAGGACACAAAGACAUAAAUUGAUACAUAAUCUUAAUUUUUACAGCCCAUUUCCCAUAGAUCAAGAUUUUUAUGUGUCUCCUACAUUUCAGGGAAUGUUAAAUAGGACGAGAUCAAAAGAUAAUUUAUAUUGGUUUAAAAGUUUACAGCAAUAUUAUAGAAGGCAAGAAUGGGAAUUAUACGAUUUAAAGUAUGAUUCCAUGGAAAUAAAUAACCUAUGGAAGAAACAAAGUUACAAGACAGUUUUUGAUGAUUUAAAACAAAAACUGGAAAACUGGCAAAAAAAUACCAAUGACCCCUGGUUAUGUUCUCCACAUUCAGUGUUCGAAAACAAGGGGAAUUACAAAAAUAACCCACAGUGCUUAGGGCUUGACAAUGUGUGGUAAUUUUUUAAAAAUAUGCCAUUUUUUAACGUUUGUUUAUUGUCGCAAUAAAUUCUCAAAAUAAAAAAUAAAUUACAUUUAGUUUUCUUGAAAAGUUUACAAUUACCAUUAUAUUUCAAAGUCUAUCUAUUAAGUACUUGAGUACUAUAAAAUCAUAGCCAAAUGGCACUUUUAUCACUUUGUGUAUGGACAAUAAUUCGAAUAGUUAAAUUAAAUGUGAUGUAGGUAAUAUGUGAUUUAAAACAAAUUUGUCAAUCACAAUUUCAAUUGCAUUACUGUUCUGUGAUAUUAAUAAGUU